Molecule: messenger RNA, 505 nt
Organism: Aspergillus wentii DTO 134E9
Lineage: Eukaryota; Fungi; Ascomycota; Eurotiomycetes; Eurotiales; Aspergillaceae
Product: cytochrome c oxidase subunit 6B family protein
Exons: 2
Coding region: 161-505 (114 amino acids)
Biological process (GO): mitochondrial respiratory chain complex IV assembly
Cellular component (GO): mitochondrion; respiratory chain complex IV; mitochondrial intermembrane space
Source: RefSeq, a predicted model, not a curated record
ACCCGAGCCGCAACCAGUUCGACCAAAAGCAAAGCAUCCCUCCAAACAGCUCCCCCCAUCACAUCGCUACGACUCCAAAUCCACAAAUAUACAUCGAUAGAUAUCUCCGGCGAGUCUAUCCCCUAACUACCCCCUCUCAAUACCCCUCCAUUCAUCCAAAAUGGGCUGGCUCCCUUGGUCCUCCGAUUCCGACUCCCCCAAAGCUUCCGACGGCGGCCGCAUCGCACCUGACCGGACCUCUCGUCAACGAUGUUGGGAAGGCCGAGACCUCUUCUUCACCUGCUUGGAUAACAACGAUAUCUUGGAUGCUAUCAAGGAUGACAAGGGGGCGCGAAACAAGUGUGGGAAAGAGAUUGCGGAGUUUGAAACAGCGUGUUCUAGAGCUUGGGUGAAAUAUUUCAAGGAAAAGCGGGUUAUGGAAUACAACCGGGAUAAGACGAUCGAGCGGAUCAAGAAGGAAGAUGCGGAGAAGCUCGCGGACUUGAGAUCGCAAGGUCGCAAGUGA